GCAACGUGAUAUCGUGCUCUGGCUGUGGACUGUUUGAUAACCACUUCCGUUUUUCCCUCACUAGUCCACAUUUGCGUUUACCUUGAACGAUAGAAAGACAUUGUAGAAAGGUUUUUGUUGGUUUAAACUAAAGUUUAGGAGGUCGACUGUUUGAGGAAUUUUAUGGAGCAUAAUAAUGGAGAUACUUCUAGCUGGGCGAUGCAGCGACGUAUGGAAGGUUUGGUCAACAAACACAUGGCAGACAUAGCUCUAGAAACACUCCAGCAGAGACUUUCAGCUGUGUCCGACGAAAUGAACAAUCUUGCGGAACAUGUCUCGAGACGCUCGGAGGAUAUUCCCAAAGAUGAUAUUUCAAGACGACCUGAUGUCAACUUUGACGUUGAGUCGCUGAGUGCGACGUUUAGCACGGGUGGUGUUGGGGAAAAGUUGUUGAUGCCUGGCACCUCGUCAUCAGCAGAGACGGCUGCCCAGCGUAAGAUCAUCUCCUUGCUGGUGGAGAUCAAGGAGGAGCAGCAGAGACAGUGGUCAGUGUUGAGGGAGCUGCAGGCCAGGGUUCAGGGCCAGAGCUUUACGGAGGCAGAGGAGGAGGUGGAGGCUCUAGACAUCGACAUCCCGCUGAGGACCAUGGAGCAGCUAGAUGACACAGAGAGGCACCUGGAGGAUGCCGGAGCACAGAAGAGAAUGGUGUCUCACCUGUCACGGAUGGGCGGGGCCACAGUGGAUGAUGCGGUGCGAAGGCUCAUGCAGGCUGUGCUAUCUUUCGCUGUGGGCUCUGAGCUCAACUGGGUGGGCCGCGGCCAGAAAAGGAGCUUCAGAAACACCCGCCUCCAAGGGGUUCUCUUCCGUGCCCUGAAAAGAACCCCUGUGGGCAAAGAGGCCACACAUCAUCAGUUUGCAGAUGUGGUGAAGAAAUGGCUGCGGUACACCCCGUUCAGACAGGGAGGGAGUGGUCGACGGCUUUACAAACCACCUGUUGACUUCCUGUGUCCAAAUGAAUGUGUAGGUCUGCCUACACAUCUGCCUACACAUCCACAGUAACGCUCAACCAGCUUACCGUAAAACUUCAAUUACAUAGCCCGGGCAUUUAUUUGCUUAAAUCAUUGAACACAACAGGUGCUUAUUAGAGACAGGCAUUUAUUUCCUUAAUGCAUACAGAGUAAAAAAAAAAAAAAAAGUUUACCCUUUUAUUUAACUAGGCAAAUCAUUUUUUACAACGACGCCCUACCCCGGCCAAACCCGGACGACGUUGGGCCAAUUGUGCGCCACCCUAUGGGACUCCCAAUCACGGCCGGAUGUGAUACAGCCUGGAAUCGAACCAGGGACUGUAGUGAUGCCUCUUGCACUGAGACGCAGUGCCUUAGACCGCUGCGCCACUCUGGAUCCCAACAAGCAGUUUCUUAUUUACAUAGUUAAUUGUUUAAUUUCAGCUUUAAUUUCCAUCUGAAUAAAUUUCGGUAUUUCCUGCACUGUUAUCAUUUACACACGUCAUGUUUUUUUGUCUUAGUAUACCUCUAUUUUGGGGGGAGGGGGAAUUUUCCUUGACCGAAUACAGUCGUGGCCAAAAGUUUUGAGAAUGACAAAAAUAUUAAUUUCCACAAAGUUUUCUGCUUCAGUAUCUUUAGAUAUUUUUGUCAGAUGUUACUAUGGAAUACUGAAGUAUAAUGACAAGCAUUUCAUACGUGUCAAUGUUAUUGACAAUUACAUCAAGUUGAUGCAAAGAUGCAAUUUGCAGUGUUGACCCUUCUUUUUCAAGACCUCUGCAAUCUGCCCUGGCAUGCUGUCAAUUAACUUCUGGGCCACAUCCUGACUGAUGGCAGCCCAUUCUUGCAUAAUCAAUGCUUAAAGUUUGUCAGAAUUUGUGGGGUUUUUGUUUGUCCACCCGACUCUUGAGGAUUGACCACAAGUUCUUAAUGGGAUUAGGGUCUGGGGAGUUUCCUGGCCAUGGACCCAAAAUAUUGAUGUUUUGUUCCCCGAGCCACUUAGUUAUCACUUUUGCCUUAUGGCAAGGUGCUCCAUCAUGCUGGAAAAGGCAUUGUUCGUCACCAAACUGUUCCUGGAUGGUUGGAAGAAGUUGCUCUCGGAGGAUGUGUUGGUACCAUUCUUUAUUCAUGGCUGUGUUCUUAGGCAAAAUUGUGAGUGAGCCCACCCCACACAUGAAUGGUCUCAGGAUGCUUUACUGUUGGCAUGACACAGGACUGAUGGUAGCGCUCACCUUCUCUUCUCCGGACAGGCUUUUUUUCCGGAUGCCACAAACAAUCGGAAAGGGGAUUCAUCAAAGAAAAUGACUUUACCCCAGUCCUCAGCAGUCCAAUCCCUGUACCUUUUGCAGAAUAUCAGUCUGUCCCUGAUGUUUUUCCUGGAGAGAAGUGGCUUCUUUGCUGCCCUUCUUGACACCAGGCCAUUCUCCAAAAGUCUUUGCCUCACUGUGUGUGCAGAUGCACUCACACCUGCCUGCUGCUAUUCCUGAGCAAGCUCUGUACUGGUGGUGCCCCGAUCCCGCAGCUGAAUCAACUUUAGGAGAUGGUCCUGGCUCUUGCUGGGCUUUCUUGGGCGCCCUGAAGCCGCCUUCACAACAAUUGUACCGCUCUCCUUGGAAGUUCUUGAUGAGCCGAUAAAUGGUUGAUUUAGGUGCAAACUUACUGGCAGCAAUAUACUUGCCUGUGAAGCCCUUUUUGUGCAAAGCAAUGAUGACGGCCCGUGUUUCCUUGCAGGUAACCAUGGUUGGCAGAGGAAGAACAAUGAUUCCAAGCACCACCCUCCUUUUGAAGCUUCCAGUCUGUUAUUUGAACUCAAUUAGCAUGACAGAGUGAUCUCCAGCCUUGUCCUCGUCAACACUCACACCUGUGUUAACGAGAGAAUCACUGACAUGAUGUCAGCUGGUCCUUUUGUGGCAGGGCUGAAAUGCAAUGAAUUUGUUUGGGGGGAUUCAGUUCAUUGCAUGGCAAAGAGGGACUUUGCAGUUAAUUGCAAUUUAUCUGAUCACUCUUCAUAACAUUCUGGAGUAUAUGCAAAUUGCCAUCAUACAAACUGAGGCAGCAGACUUAGUGAAAAUUAAUAUUUGUGUCAUUCUCAACUUUUGGCCACGACUGUAAUUAUUCUCCUCUGAUUGCAUUUUCAGUUCUUACUUUCGCCACUAGAGGGCAACCAACAUUUCUGGAGGUCUACUCCUGAAGUUGACUGUUUUUGUGCUUGCCAGUUAGCUAGCAGCUGUUACUUACCAGCGAUUAAAAAUGUAUGAUUACUGUUUUUAAAAGUCAUUAAACAAUGAUGUAAUGUAACAAAUCCAACGAAUCCUCGUAAACAAUUCAUGGUAACCUCCAUAAACAGGUGAAACAGGUGUUUAUUUGCUGAAAUGUGUCUUUGCCCUGCUAUUAAAAGGAACAUGCGGCUAUUUGAUACUCAGCUUUUAAUUGAAGUUUUACGGUAUUUAAAUAUAUUCCAGUGUUUAAAAUUGAUGUAUUUUCUUUAAGUUUGUUACAUUUUGUAAAAUAAGACCUAAAUGAAUACAUGCAGGUUGGCCCAUAUUACUUCAUACAGGGCCGAACCUGUGAUCUACUUAAGUAACUUGGACCCGGCCUCCCGGGUGGCGCAGUGGUCUAGGGCACUGCAUCGCAGUGCUAACUGCGCCACCAGAGUCUCUGGGUUCGCGCCCAGGCUCUGUCGCAGCCGGCCGCGACCGGGAGGUCCGUGGGGCGACGCACAAUUGGGCUAGCGUCGUCCGGGUUAGGGUGGGUUUGGCCGGUAGGGAUAUCCUUGUCUCAUCGCGCUCCAGCGACUCCUGUGGCGGGCCGGGCGCAGUGCGCGCUAACCAAGGGGGACAGGUACACGGUGUUUCCUCCGACACAUUGGUGCGGCUGCCUUCCGGGUUGGAGGCGCGCUGUGUUAAAGAAGCAGUGCGGCUAGGUUGGGUUGUGCUUCGGAGGACGCAUGGCUUUCGACCUUCGUCUCUCCCGAGCCCGUACGGGAGUUGUAGCGAUGAGACAAGAUAGUAAUUACUAGCGAUUGGAUACCACGAAAAUUGGGGAGAAAAGGGGAGAAAAAUUAAAAUAAAAUAAAAAUAAAUAAAAAAAGUAACUUGGACCCCUGCAUGAAUCAUGCAUUGAUAUAAAUUGAGGAUUUCUACUCAAAGUCCAGUUUCUCACACAGUUCUCAAAAUUCUGCCCACUAUGCACCGUCUCCAAUAGACACACCCUAUGAAGCUCCUCACCAUCACAGAUCUGUCCGGUGUGGUGUGCUAUCUCUGUUAAUACCUGUGUAAUUAAUUCAAACCAAAUAUGCUGCAAAACCUGUUGAUAAAAGUUGUAUUGCAUUUAAUGCUUUGAAGGUACUGAUUAGGAAGCUUUCCUGCAGAUUUGGCCUAAUUCUUCUAAUGAGAGUAUUGGCAAAUAUAUAGUUAACCCAUUUGGCCUGCAUAGCUCAUAAUAUGCCAUGGACGUUACAGUUUGUAGUAGGCAUAUGUUUUCAUCAUGAAAACCCAGGCUUCCAGGUUAUUCAAAUCACCACCUUUCUGCACAUUGUCACUCAGUGUUAUGAUUGAAUGUCAGAGCAAAUUACUAUGUUAGUCAUAUAAAUGUCCAUAUAAGCUUUCUUGUAACAGACAUAAUACAUUGUAAAUGUCCAUAAAUACAUUUUUGAAAAUACAUAUUUCUCAUUCA
Salvelinus fontinalis (brook trout) is the source of this 4655-nucleotide messenger RNA. RefSeq lists its product as uncharacterized. NCBI's taxonomy places the organism in Eukaryota, Metazoa, Chordata, Actinopteri, Salmoniformes, Salmonidae. The record is from RefSeq and is a predicted model, not a curated record. The transcript is spliced from 4 exons. Bases 163 to 1038 code for a protein of 291 amino acids.